Molecule: messenger RNA, 1392 nt
Organism: Aureobasidium vineae
Lineage: Eukaryota; Fungi; Ascomycota; Dothideomycetes; Dothideales; Saccotheciaceae
Source: the annotation of a GenBank genome assembly
AUGAAGCGCAAGGAACCGUUAUCCGCGGGCCAGGCCAGCGCUGCAAAACGCUCACGAGCACGGGUGGAGGUGCCCGACUAUCAUCUGACCCCAUCUGUGUGCGAUGAGGUGACGGGGCAGUCCAUAUGGCCAGCUCCAGAAGCCCAGAUGAAGCAAGCUAGGGAUAUCAUCCUUGAUUGUGCCCGUUCGCAAAAGCGGACAAUGAUAGUGCCGGACAAGGAUGCAGACGGACUCUCAUCUGGGGUCAUUCUACAUCGUACACUGAUUCUUCUGGGGCUCAAACCCGAGCUGAUCGAUGUGCAUCUGCUGAGCAAAGGUCAGACGGUUCACCAGGAACACGAACGAAAUGCCAUGGCUGCCAAAUCUCCCGAGUACAUCUUUGUUCUUGACCAAGGGUCCCGCAAGUCUGGACCUCUGAUAGAUGCACCCCACACCGGUUUGGUGAUUGACCACCACAAUGCCGAACUUGAAGACUUUCCCGAAGGUUCAUCUUUCUGUACCGCAAACAAAUCCCCGCCAGUGGUGACGUCUGCUCUCCUGACUUAUCUGCUGUGCGAGCCACUUCACGAAGGCGUCAGGGACGAGACCGACUGGCUAUGUGUAGUGGGAACGCACGGUGAUUUGGGUAAUACAAUCAAGUGGGAGCACCCUUUCCCUGAUAUGGCCCUUACCCUCAAGAAGUACACCAAGAAAGCGCUGAACGAUGUGGUCUCAUACGUAAAUGCACCUCGGCGGACAGCAACAUACGACGUCAGUUCUGCUUUCGACGCACUUCUCACGGCUGUGCAUCCCAAAGACGUCUUGAAACACUCAAGGCUACUCGCAGCUCGUCAAGAGGUCAAUGCCGAAGUCGAGCGAUGUACGCAUACAGCGCCCAAGUUCAGUCAGGAUGGUAAGGUCGCCGUGUUCAGAAUCAAAUCCGAGGCGCAAGUGCAUCCCGUAAUUGCAACGAGGUGGGCCGGUCACCUUCAGAGUAAAGCUCUCGAGAUUGUCAUGGUCGCCAAUGAGGGUUACUUGCCGAACAAGGUCAAUUUUAGCUGUCGGGUACCAAGAUGUGCCAAAGGCCGGGAUCCNCCCGUCGACAUCAUUUCGAGCCUGAUAGCAUAUGCCAGCUUGAAGCUGGUGAAGGAUGAGGAUGACGAUGCUGAUGGCAGUCUACCUAACGAGCCAGAGAUCUCACUGCUGGAACGAAUAGGAGACGACUUUGCUCGAGGACAUGUGCAAGCUAGUGGAGGCAUCGUCGACGUUGAUCAAUUCGAGGAGUUAAUGCACUUGAUGCGUGUUGGAGAGAAGAGAGGCAAGGCGCAAGCGUCAAGUCCACAGAUAGGAAAGAAGUCAAUUGAUGCAGGGCAGAGCAACAAACUCACAAGUUAUUUUGGAAAGAAGAAUUGA